This is a messenger RNA of Cucurbita moschata (crookneck pumpkin), 1353 nucleotides long. Its product is annotated as glutamine synthetase nodule isozyme-like. The transcript is spliced from 13 exons. The record is from RefSeq and is a predicted model, not a curated record. NCBI's taxonomy places the organism in Eukaryota, Viridiplantae, Streptophyta, Magnoliopsida, Cucurbitales, Cucurbitaceae. Gene Ontology annotation, cellular component: cytoplasm. Gene Ontology annotation, molecular function: glutamine synthetase activity. The coding region runs from base 84 to 1154 and encodes 356 amino acids.
UUUAAUCCUUCAUUUCUGCUAUCCUUUUUCUCACAAUCUCCCGUUCUCUCUAUUUAGUUUUUUCUUCCUCUGCCACCGUCGCCAUGUCUCUCCUCUCCGAUCUCAUCAAUCUUAACCUCACGGACACCACCGAGAAGAUCAUUGCCGAAUACGUAUGGAUCGGAGGAUCGGGACUCGAUUUGAGAAGCAAAGCUAGGACUCUUCCGGGACCCGUGACCGAUCCGGCGAAACUCCCCAAGUGGAACUACGAUGGUUCCAGUACGAAUCAAGCCACCGGAGACAACAGUGAAGUCAUCUUACAUCCUCAGGCGGUUUUCAAGGAUCCUUUCAGAAGAGGGAACAACAUCUUGGUGAUGUGUGAUGCCUAUACGUCAGCUGGCGAGCCGAUUCCCACCAACACGAGAUUCAACGCCGCCAAGAUUUUUAGCGAGCCGGACGUUGUUGCGGAGGAACCUUGGUUCGGAAUUGAGCAGGAAUACACUCUCCUCCAAAAGGAUACACGCUGGCCCCUUGGUUGGCCUGUCGGUGGCUUCCCAGGCCCACAGGGUCCUUACUACUGUGGGACAGGAGCAGACAAGGCCUUCGGUCGAGACAUCGUGGAUGCUCACUAUAAGGCCUGCCUUUAUGCCGGAAUCAACAUUAGUGGAAUCAAUGGAGAAGUCAUGCCUGGACAGUGGGAAUUCCAAGUCGGUCCUACCGUUGGUAUUGCUUCUGGUGAUCAGAUAUGGAUCGCUCGAUACAUCCUCGAGAGGAUCACAGAAAUGGCAGGAGUCGUUCUCACCUUCGACCCAAAGCCAGUUCAGGGUGACUGGAAUGGCGCUGGUGCUCACGCCAACUACAGCACCAAGUCAAUGAGAGACGACGGUGGUAUUGAAGUGAUCAAGAAGGCCAUUGAAAAGCUGAGUUUGCGCCAUAAAGAGCACAUUGCUGCCUAUGGAGAAGGCAACGAGAGGAGGUUGACAGGCCGCCACGAAACUGCUGAUAUCAACAACUUCUCUUGGGGAGUUGCAAACAGAGGAGCCUCAGUCCGUGUUGGGCGAGACACUGAAAAGGCCGGCAAAGGGUACUUCGAGGAUCGAAGGCCAGCUUCGAACAUGGAUCCUUACGUGGUGACUUCCAUGAUCGCCGAAACAACCAUUCUGUGGAAGCCCUAAACAGACUGAAUCGGACGACGGCGUUGUGGCUGCAGUUUGUCUCUCCGUUUGAUGCCUUUAAUUGCAGUUGAUUGGUGGCUAAACUAAAUAUCUAUUUGUUUUAUGUGCAUUGUGAUUGUGUGUCCGGGUAUUGCUUUUGAACUAGCAAACUCGUAUAUGCUCUAUUACGGAAUAAUUUAUUUUCUUUUUUAAGGUUUCA